Molecule: messenger RNA, 1359 nt
Organism: Mercurialis annua (annual mercury)
Lineage: Eukaryota; Viridiplantae; Streptophyta; Magnoliopsida; Malpighiales; Euphorbiaceae
Exons: 3
Coding region: 154-1110 (318 amino acids)
Molecular function (GO): hydrolase activity
Source: RefSeq, a predicted model, not a curated record
ACUCAAAUAUACUUUAAGAAACUUCCUAUAUCUUAUCUUUUUCAUUUGCACUUCAUAAAAGCUCUGUGAACUUCUUCAACUGCUAUAAAUAUCACCAAACUUUCACCAUCUUCACCAACCAAAUCAAAACCCCAACACCACGGACCAACAAAAAUGGAGAAAAUACAACACAGUACAGUCUUCACCAACGGCAUAAACAUGCACAUAGCAUCAAUAGGCACAGGCCCAUCCACCAUUCUUUUCCUACACGGAUUCCCUGAUCUUUGGUACACGUGGCGCCACCAGCUUCUCUCUCUUUCAUCCCUCGGUUACCGUUGCAUAGCUCCCGACCUCCGUGGCUAUGGCGACACCGACGCGCCGCCCUCCGCCGAUCAGUACACUGUUUUUCACAUCGUCGGCGACCUUGUCGGGUUGCUUGAUGCUCUGGGUAUUGAGCAGGUGUUUCUUGUGGGUCAUGACUGGGGAGCUAUUAUGGCUUGGUAUUUUAGCUUGUUUAGAGCUGAUAGAGUUAAGGCGUUGGUCAACACGAGUGUCGUUUUUCAGCCGAGGAAUCCGCAUAAGAAGCCUGUGGAGAAGUACAGAGAAUUAUUGGGCGAUGAUUUUUAUAUCUGCAGGUUUCAGGAAGUCGGAGAGAUUGAAGACGACUUUGCCCAAGCUGGUGCUGCAACGAUAAUAAGAAGAUUCUUUUUAACCCGCAAUACAAAACCACCUUGUAUACCCAAAGAAACCGGAUUCAGAAGUUUGCCUGCCAUUCACGAUUUGCCGCAUUGGCUGUCAGAAGAGGAUGUCAAUUAUUAUGCUAGCAAAUAUGAGCAAAAAGGCUUCACUGGGGGAUUGAACUACUAUCGAUGUUUAGACCUUAACUGGGAGUUGACAGCACCGUGGACUGGCUCACAACAAAUCAAGGUUCCGGUUAAGUUUAUAGUGGGCGACAAGGACAUAACCUACCAUUUCCCAGGUUCUAAGGAAUUUUUACAUCAAGGUGGUUUGAAGAAGUAUGUACCGUUUUUGCAAGAGGUGGUCGUUUUGGAAGGAGUCGGGCAUUUUCUCAGCCAAGAAAGGCCGGAGGAAGUAAGUGCUCAUAUCCACGACUUCAUCAAGAAGUUUUAACUGGCAUCUGAUGUUUCUGUAGUCGAUUAAGAGCUUAGUAAUCUUCAUACGAAAAUAAACAUGUUGAGUGCUCAGUAGUAGCAUUCUAUUAAAGCUUAAUUGCCAUUCCUUACUUAGAUCAUAUGGAUAAGUAUUUUUCUACUACAAACUAGGGCUUCAAGGGCGACCCUGUUUGUGAUGGAAAUAAACAGGAUAUUUGUACGCUGCAACUGUAGAUUGAUUAAUAGUUUUGAAGGCAAACUUGAUUAA